Camelina sativa (false flax) is the source of this 1361-nucleotide messenger RNA. NCBI's taxonomy places the organism in Eukaryota, Viridiplantae, Streptophyta, Magnoliopsida, Brassicales, Brassicaceae. The record is from RefSeq and is a predicted model, not a curated record.
UUAAAAAAAAAAAAAACAAACCAUAAACGACCUAGUCUCUCUGUUUCUCUCUUUUGUAUAUAUAUAGCCAUAUAGGACUCUUCCUCUUCAGACACAAACAUAAAGUAUAGAUUUUAACAAUUUUUUUUAAAAAAACACAUAAACAAGAGAGAUUCAAACAAGAAAGAUAGAUUCGAUUCGUUUCAAGAAUCCAAAACAUGAAGUUCGGGAAAGAGUUCUCGUCUCAAAUGGUGCCAGAGUGGCAACAAGCUUACAUGGAUUACGACUUCCUCAAAAAACGUCUCAAAGAAAUCGUCAGAUUCCAACGCAGAACCAACAAUGCACAUCCUUCUCAUGGUGGUGCCAAGAACAGCGGAGGACUAAACCGGAAAAUGACUCUAUACCGUGCGUUCAGCGGUUUAGUCUCGACCCCUGGAAGACACAAACGCGGUCAUCCUCAUGAUGUCGAAGAAGGUGUACAGUUGACGGCAACAUCAUCCACGACGCCGGGACCGAUUCUUGUUAACACAACCUCGGGUCACGGCUGCGAAACAACGUUUCUGAUGGCGGCGGAGGAAGGAGGAGAGUACGAGCUAGUGUUUUUCCGGAGACUAGACGAUGAGUUCAACAAGGUUGAAAAGUUUUACAAAGAGAAAGUUGAAGAAGUUUUGAAAGAAGCUGCCAUGCUUAACAAACAAAUGGACGCUUUGAUAGCGUUUCGUGUCAAAGUUGAGAAUCCAGAUGGGUGGCGAUGGGAAGAAAGAACGGUGGAGAUAACUCGAUUAGCGUCAGAUAUAGCUACUUCCGCGGCGGCUCUCUCUGCUUCAACUCCCGCCGGAGCCAAAUCUAUGAAAAUUCGAAGUCAAGAGCACUUGGAAGUUAUACAAGAAGGAGGCUCGAGCAGAGCUGGGCUAAUGGAAGUUGAUGAAGACGAAGAAGAAGAAGAAGAAAACGAAACCUCGGUGGUUUCAUCCGGAGCAGUCAACGACGUAACUACGAGUAGAAUGAGAGCAGCGAGACCAGCUCCGCUCGAAGUUCUUGAUCGAGUCAAGAUCAACAACACAAAAGAGACGCCUCGUUCAACCAUUAAAGGAGUUCUCAAAGUACCGAAUCACACUGAGUUAAAAUUCAGCAGAGAGAAUCUGAUGAAAGUCGAAGAGAGUCUCAAACGUGCUUUCAUUGAGUUUUAUCAUAAGCUUCGCCUUCUCAAAAGCUAUAGUUUUUUGAAUGUAUUGGCGUUUUCGAAGAUAUUGAAGAAGUAUGAUAAGAUAACGUCGAGAGGUGCAACGAGGACUUACAUGAAAGUGGUUGAUAGUUCAACCUUGGGAAGCUCUGAUGAGCUAGAUCAUUUUAUACACGGCACUGUACCAAAACCGGAUUAG